Molecule: messenger RNA, 1497 nt
Organism: Melampsora larici-populina 98AG31
Lineage: Eukaryota; Fungi; Basidiomycota; Pucciniomycetes; Pucciniales; Melampsoraceae
Exons: 4
Coding region: 1-1497 (498 amino acids)
Source: RefSeq, a predicted model, not a curated record
AUGCACCCAUCAUCGUAUCUCUUCAUUCCGUUGGCUUUUCAAGCCUUCGCACCGAGCUUUGUACGCGGAGCAGUCUCUCUCCUGCAUGAUCUCCGAACAGGAUCUGUCUCGAAGCUCGCCGUCGUUGAUCCUGAUGGAGGAGAUUUUGAUGUGUAUAAAGCAAAACCAAAGUCAGGGGUCCGAAAACUUGUCAAAAAGGUGAUACAAAUUCCGUCGAAGCCUUCGGUACCACAUGUCUCUAUCUUUUUUCAACGAGCAAAUAAGUUGAAAACCGAUCAAAAGCUACAACCAACCAUCAAAGCGUUAGCGCAUGACAUCGCGGACUUGAUUUCGAAAUCAGACUCAUCUUGUCGCAGUUUUAAAGUGCAUCUUUCUCGACAUGGAGACAGCGUAAUUGGAUGUUUUAUAUCAGCUAAGGAUGCUCUUUACGAUGAAAACGUGAAGGGUACUGAGAGGCUUUGGGCCCUCGGAAUAGUCGCUGGGCUUUUAAAACAUUUCCCCUCGAAUAUAUUGCACCUAAGACAACAACUGGAAGAAAAUCUUUGGAAAGACUACGUGUAUUUGGAGGUAAAGGCAGCUAUGAGUGAGCCAAUCUCUCAUCCAUAUGAAGCCUCUUUUACUCAAAAGUUCAUGAGUCACUUCCCGAGGGAAAAAGUCAUCUAUGAGAUGAAUCCUGACAUGGAAGAAUGUUUCGAACGAGCCCAAUUGCUGAAAAGAUAUGAUGAGGCAAUGUGGGAAGAGACUAACAGUCACGGAAUUCCCCCAACAAGCAAGUAUAUCGAAGAAUAUGUGGUAAACCACUUCCUGAGUGCACAGCUUCCAUCAGGGGAACUGGAUAUCAAGAAAGCUAUCGUUAUUUUUGCAUCAAUGUUCAGAAAGAUGGAGUUUCCCUCCUUGCCCGCAACACAUGCCGUUUAUAUUCUCGAGUAUCUCAUAGAUUAUUGGAAACCCACCAUGAGCAAGGAAGAGAUCAUAAAAUAUGUUGAAAGUGAUGAAAAUCUCUGGAGAAAUUUCCAUUUACCAUUGGCAAGAUCAAAUUUUGAAAUUUUGAAUCAACUAGAUCGACGGAGAAAGAUUGUUCUUGGGCAUGUACCCAAGAGUACUAAUGAUUUACUGAGCUCAAAGACUAUUCAAGAAGUAAUACAAGACUUGGAAGAAAACAAAUCAACACCUGAGUUAGAAUAUGACAUUUAUAGUAUGCUGAUGAUAAGGUGUACACUUCAUCCAGAAGAGAAUGAGAUUUUGAUAAAUUUGGUUCAAACGAGAACGGAUUUGCGUCUCCAAAUUGAAAAGAUCAGAACCAUAUACAGAUCACAGAAUGCAGGAGAAAAGUCUUUGGAAUUUUUUGACUAUAUGGACUCUGAUUUUCUACUUUCAUUAAUAUUGUAUACUAAGCAUGAGUUGAAUCUUGUCUGCUCAGAUCAUAAGCAUUCUGAGUCAACCAAACUAUUACCAUCAUCAUCCACUACUUUUGGGGAGAUAUCUGAAGAAUAUUAA